Nematolebias whitei (Rio pearlfish) is the source of this 1768-nucleotide messenger RNA. RefSeq names its product homeobox-containing protein 1. NCBI's taxonomy places the organism in Eukaryota, Metazoa, Chordata, Actinopteri, Cyprinodontiformes, Rivulidae. The record is from RefSeq and is a predicted model, not a curated record. Gene Ontology annotation, molecular function: double-stranded telomeric DNA binding. Gene Ontology annotation, biological process: positive regulation of DNA-templated transcription. Bases 25 to 1620 code for a protein of 531 amino acids. The transcript has 11 exons. Gene Ontology annotation, cellular component: nucleus.
CUCGGACUGGAAUAAGAUCCAUGCAUGCAACUGUCGCACAAUACUGAUGGAAUAUUGUGUGCUGUUUAUUAUAACAGGAUGUUCCAGCAGAGUGAGGAGCCUCGCUUCACUAUUGAGCAGAUUGACCUCCUCCAAAGGCUUCGACGAACGGGUAUUUCCCAGGCUGAAGUCCUCCAUGCUCUCGAUACCCUUGACCACUUAGACCGGCAGCAUGGACACAAGUUGACCCAUAAAGCCUCCUACAUGCCACCCUUGUCUUCCUUGUCUUCUUCCAACACCAUCUAUGCCUCAUCGUCCAUGACUUCCACCUCUACCCAGACAGGUUUUCCCGACAACCAACUCUCUCUGUCACUUAGUACCAACUUUGAAUCCACCUCCCCGCCUCUGCCAGUUCCAGUAGGCUCACCAAUUGCAGUGGCAGCAGUUGUGCCAAAUGGCCUAGUUGCCAUCACCAAUGGAAAGCUUUCACCUCCUCGUUUUCCUCUUGGUAUAGCUGGCGGCAGCGUGACUGCACCAAGUUAUGGAUUUGAGGCCAGUGAAGAGGACAUAGAUCUUGAUGAUAAGGUGGAGGAUUUGAUGCGGAGGGAUAGUGCGGUGAUCAAAGAGGAGGUCAAGUCUUUCCUGGCCAAUAGACGGAUCUCUCAGGCUGUGGUUGCUCAGGUCACAGGAAUCAGUCAGAGUCGAAUCUCCCACUGGCUCCUACAGCAGGGAUCGGACCUCAGUGAGCAGAAGAAGCGAGCCUUCUUCCGCUGGUACCAGCUGGAGAAGACAAACCCAGGUGCCACAUUGGCCAUGCGAGCAACCCCUCUGGCUCUGGAGGAUGUGAUGGAGUGGCACCAAACCCCACCCCCAUUUGCGCCAGCCCCUGGGGGCUUCCGGCUGAGACGAGGGAGCAGAUUCACCUGGAGGAAGGAGUGUCUGGCUGUCAUGGAGAGCUACUUCAGUGAUAACCAGUAUCCUGAUGAAGCCAAGAGAGAGGAAAUCGCCACUGCCUGCAACGCUGUCAUUCAAAAACCAGGGAAGAAGCUCUCUGAUUUGGAGAGAGUUACAUCUCUGAAGGUCUACAACUGGUUUGCAAACCGCCGCAAAGACAUCAAGAGACGAGCCAACAUAGAAGCAGCCAUCUUGGAGAGCCAUGGCAUCGAGGUUCAGAGUCCAGGAGGUCAGUCCAACAGUGAUGAGGUGGAUGGCAAUGACUUCCCGGACCAGGGUGAGGUGUCCUUAUUCGACAAGAGAUCUUCAGCCAGGCAGUUUGCAUUCAGUCGGGCCGACUUGUCUUCUCCAACCCAGGUCCCCCCGCAGCUCCCCAGCUGGUUUUCUGCCCUGGCCAGAGGAGGCGUGUCUGGACAGAGGGGAAUGUCACUGAUCGCUCGCUCCCUUGUGUCAGGGGUGGGCUCUCAGGCUGAAGGUUCCAGACUGACAGGCACGUCCUGGUCCCCUCCUUCCCCCUCCCUCCAAGACGAACCGAGCCUCCCGAGCGGGCUGUCCGAACAGCAGGACCCAGUCAGUUCAGAAAAGACGACGGUGAAUCACAGCGGCCCAGCCUCGGCCAAUCAGGUGGACGGAGCGCGAGGCAGCGCAGGAAAUCGUAUCAAGACGGAAACUCUCGAGGACGACUGAAGGGACCGGCAGAAACAGGAUCUGCCAAAACAGGUGUCAAUAUAUAUGCAAGCAGAUUUUAUAGGAAUGUAAAAAUAAUAAUAAUGAGAAAAAAAAAGACCAAACGUGUAAAAUCCAACCCUGAGAAUACCUCCCAACCCUACCUCCA